AUGGGAAUACUAUUGGAAGCUGCACAGCGAAACCUCGCAGAUGCACAGAGAUUGUCCGGAUUCCGGACAAAGUGCAUUCGUGGAUACGAGUCACGUAUUAUCGAUUUCGCCUGGGUGUCGCCGGGGAUCAAGAGAAGCACUCUCGAGAUAUGGCAGCGAGAGAUCAGUAGUAUUGCUGGCGCUCAAAGUCUUUUCUUUGACGAUAGCGAUGCCCACUUGACAACUGUUGCUGUCAACUUUGAUGAGGCUGAGCUGGCCCCACGCAUUGUUGAAUUUUUGAAGGAGAAAACAGAUGUUUGGUUUAAUGAAUGCACCAUUUCACAGCCAGCAAGUGAUACCUUGGCACACUUUACACUCCUGACGACUGGCAAACGCUUUUCAAUCAAUAUGAUGGGAUAA
Molecule: messenger RNA, 399 nt
Organism: Penicillium diatomitis
Lineage: Eukaryota; Fungi; Ascomycota; Eurotiomycetes; Eurotiales; Aspergillaceae
Exons: 1
Coding region: 1-399 (132 amino acids)
Source: RefSeq, a predicted model, not a curated record